Auanema sp. JU1783 is the source of this 1176-nucleotide messenger RNA. NCBI's taxonomy places the organism in Eukaryota, Metazoa, Nematoda, Chromadorea, Rhabditida, Rhabditidae. The record is from the annotation of a GenBank genome assembly.
AUGCAUAAUAAAGACUUUCCACCUUACUUUUUUACUCGAGAUUGGACAAUUUUUUCUUCUCUCUGCAUUGCUUAUAUGAUUUUCAAAUGUAGCCUGGACUACGAUCGUUCCUCUUCAGUCAUUCUUAAUUGUACCAUUUGUGGUGAUAGGGCAGACGGCUAUCAUUUUGGAGCAAUUUGUUGUGCAGCUUGUGGUGCCUUCUUCAGAAGAAGUGUUUCUGAUCAGAAAGUGUAUUCAUGCUACUCGAAGAAUUGUAAUGUACAGUAUGAAUCUCUAAAGCGAGGUGGCGUGUGUAGGUUUUGCCGCUUUCUCAAAUGCUUGCAAUCUGGAAUGCUCCCAUAUGAAGUACGAGCUAAAAGAUCAUCGUGUUUUGAAUAUCGAAGUCCGACAGGAGUAUUCAAACAAAUUGUUAUCGGUUCUCAUCUAGAAAUGAUUGUUCAGUUAAGACGGGAAAUGAUGUCAUUCCAAAACAUACCUUUCAAUUAUGGUAUCAAAGCAACGUUUCAAACAUUCAAAACGACUCUAGAUGAAGAGUUUCGUAUCUUUCAACGUCUAAUGGGAUUGUAUAAUGGUAUUUUGAGUUUGUUAAGUAGCUGUGAGAGCUCAGAGGACUUUGAACCAAAUAUCAAUUGGUAUCAAUUGGAUGAGAGAAGUCAAAUGAAAGACUUGUUUCUAAUGUUUUUCAUUCACGAGUGCUGUCUUGCAACAGCCAUAUAUGGCGGUCUUCAAUUGGAUCGACUUAUUCUCCCAAACAUGUCUUAUAUUGAUCUCUCAGAAAGUUCCCUCGAAAGCUUUUAUGGUAAUGAGAGAUCAGCCAAAGAUCCAGCAUGCUUAGCCAGGUUAUCAUUAUCGUGUCUAAACUUUCUGGUUCAUACAAUGUCUCGCUCAUUACAAGCUGCUCGUUUGGAUGAGCCGGAGACUGCUUUGCUCUUUUUCUGCUCUCUUCAACAAAUAAUUCCCGCCUUCAAAAGAACUAAUCCAUCACAAGUUUUGUUCUCAGCCAUUUUAACAGAUAUUUCAAUAACAAUCAAUACAUCAGGUUAUGAUAUAUCAACUCGAAUGGGAAAUAUUUUAUUAUUGCUAACGCCUCUAGUUCAAGGUUUUCAAGCUUUUAAACAACUUCUUACCAUUCUCGAAUUAGCUGAAAUACAUUGGUCUUCUGAAGUUCUGAUCUGA